CUGCAUGUUCUGCAGAUUAUGUAAGUCACUUAAUUCUAUCAAUAUUGAGAAUAGACUAUAUCAUUUCAGAGCUAAACCUGGAUCCAAGCUAGCUAUGAGAAGUAAAAGUCGAAGACUGCCUCAAAGCACGCUUGAAAGUUCAAAUGCAAGUUCAACUCGAAACUAUAAUUUGGUUGUCAGUCGACUGUUGGCGGUUUUGAUUCAACUACGCAAACUUCGAAAUUUGGAGUUUAUCCCAAUCAAUUUGGCACUCUUCACUACAAACUUCGAACCAAUCCCGGAUAGUGGAUUUUGA
Messenger RNA from Caenorhabditis angaria, 295 nucleotides. The record is from the annotation of a GenBank genome assembly. Lineage: Eukaryota; Metazoa; Nematoda; Chromadorea; Rhabditida; Rhabditidae.